Molecule: messenger RNA, 2354 nt
Organism: Betta splendens (Siamese fighting fish)
Lineage: Eukaryota; Metazoa; Chordata; Actinopteri; Anabantiformes; Osphronemidae
Gene: coq8ab
Product: coenzyme Q8A, genome duplicate b
Exons: 15
Coding region: 274-2016 (580 amino acids)
Biological process (GO): ubiquinone biosynthetic process
Cellular component (GO): extrinsic component of mitochondrial inner membrane
Molecular function (GO): kinase activity
Source: RefSeq, a predicted model, not a curated record
CAGGGCCCGCCCUGAGUGGACACGUAAGCCGCCCCGCCGCGAGCAGCGCCCGUUAGUUGACGUUAGCCGGAGCUAACGGCCGAGCUUCGCCUCAUUGGCGCGUGCCUCGUCCGCCUUCGCCGCCCUGUGUGAGCUGUUUACCGCCAACGGAGCGGACUCGGAGCCGGGAGAGCGGCGGCGCGUGCUGCCGGCGGACCAUGCUCGGCGCGAGCUCGCGCCACUGAGAGGACUCGUGUUGGAAAAGCAUCUGUUCGGUCUGAGUGGGACGACACCAUGACGGGCGACGCCGCGGUGCGGACGGGUGCGGCGUGGAUGAAGCGGGCAGCGAACCGAGCCCCAGCGGGGAACCGGAGCUUCCAUCGCGCCUCCAGAGCAGCGACGGAGACGCUCCACCGGCACCAGGGAGCCUCUGUCCACACAGCUUCAGUCACGAGGGCCCGGUUCAGCACCGCUUUGACCGGGAGCGUGACCGGCCGUCACGGGUCCAGCGCCAAGAGACCCGAGUGCCACAGGGACUGGUCCCUGCAGCUCUUCUCCCCACACACCAGGUCCUUCAACCAGGACAACUCCACGGUGGGGGGUCUAACCUCAGAGGACAUCGACAAAGCCAGAAACGCCAAGAAAGCGGGCGCCAAGCAGCACAAACAAGUGCUCAGUGAAAAAGCCAGAGAGAGGAAGGUUCCUGUCACUCGCAUAGGGCGACUGGUGAAUUUUGGAGGCCUUGCAGUUGGACUUGGCAUUGGGGCCAUUGCUGAAGUGGCCAAAAAGGCCUUGAAACCUCAACAUGGGGGUGAUAAGAAAGCUGUGCUGGAUUCCAGUGCUUUUCUGACCGAAGCCAACGCCGAGAGAAUCGUCAGGACACUAUGCAAAGUUCGAGGUGCUGCUCUCAAGCUCGGGCAGAUGCUCAGCAUUCAAGAUGAUGCUUUUAUCAACCCUCAGUUGGCCAAAAUCUUCGAGCGCGUUCGUCAGAGUGCGGACUUCAUGCCCACCAAACAAAUGAUGAAAGCGAUCACCAGUGACCUCGGCCCGAACUGGAGGGACAAACUGGAGUACUUUGAGGAGAGGCCGUUCGCGGCGGCGUCGAUCGGUCAGGUGCAUUUAGCCAGACUGAAGGACGGCAGAGAAGUGGCCAUGAAGAUCCAGUAUCCUGGAGUGGCAAAGAGUAUCGACAGCGACGUCAAUAACAUCAUGACCGCUCUGAGCUUGAGCAACGCGCUGCCUGAAGGUCUGUUUCCUGAGCACCUCAUUGAGGUCAUGAGUCGGGAGCUGGCGCUGGAGUGUGAUUACAUACGGGAGGCCAAAUGCGCCAAAAAAUUCCAAGAGCAUCUAAAGGAUCACCCAUUCUUCUACGUGCCUGAUGUGAUCGACGAGCUGAGCAGCCCUCACGUCCUCACCACCACACUGGUGCCUGGCUUCCCCCUGGACCAGGCCACUGACCUCCCCCAGGAACUCAGGAACGAGAUCUGCGAGCAAAUCUUGAUUUUAUGCCUGAGGGAGCUUUUUGAGUUCAGGUACAUGCAGACGGACCCAAACUGGUCCAACUUCUUCUUUGACCCACAAACUCACAAGGUUGCUCUGCUGGACUUUGGAGCUACAAGAGGGUUUAAUAAGACCUUCACAGAUACAUAUAUAGAGAUUAUUAAGGCAGCUGCAGAUCAAGACAGAGAAGGCGUCCUGCAGAAAUCCAGAGACAUGAAGUUUCUAACAGGAUACGAGUCAAAGGCGAUGGAGAACGCCCACGUGGAUGCAGUGAUGAUUCUCGGCGAGGCCUUCUCCUCCGAGGAGCCCUUCGACUUUGGGUCUCAGAGCACCACCGAGCGCAUCCACAGACUGAUCCCCGUGAUGCUGAGGGAGCGACUGACGCCGCCGCCCGAGGAAACCUACUCACUCCACAGAAAGAUGGGCGGCUCUUUCCUCAUCUGCUCCAAACUCAAAGCCAAAAUAUCAUGCAAGAUGAUGUUCCAGGAAGCCUACGACAACUACUGGAAGGACGGGCGCCCGGAGCCAAAACACUAGAGGACUGGUUUUUAAGGAGGCACCUUUAUGGUAUGGACAAUUUAACUCGCACAUUCAUACAUGUGGAGGUAACAUUGGGCCAGAAAGUCCAGAUUUGUUUUACCUUGAUGUCCUGCUCAUCGAUGGGAACAUAGAUUAAUGUCUGCCCAUAGAGAACGACUUCUUAUUUUGCCAGGACUUUAAACAAAUUGUAUGUCAGAUAUAAUGUUUAACUCUUGUACUAUUUCUACUGUUGAAUAUGACAUGUACUGUACUACCUAAUUAUGUGACUGUCAGACUGAAUGUGGAACUGUCUGAGCAGGAUGUAAUUUGAAAUAAAUUGAAUCUGAAUCAGCAAA